Molecule: messenger RNA, 2091 nt
Organism: Prorocentrum cordatum
Lineage: Eukaryota; Dinophyceae; Prorocentrales; Prorocentraceae
Source: the annotation of a GenBank genome assembly
CCCGCCCCCCCGCGCGCGACGAUGCAGCCGCGACCGUGCUUCGCAGUCGCGGCGGGAGGCCCGCGGCCGCAGGGCGCGCACCUGGCGGCGCCGCCCAGCGCCGCGGCGCCCGCGCCCGUUCUCGCCCGCGGCGCCGGCUUUGGCCAUACAAGGCCCGACGGCAUGCUGCCCAUGGCUGCUGGAGCCGCGUGCGGCCUGACCCUCGCGAUCACCCGCCGACGCGCUUACGGAGGGGGUGGCGGUGGCUUCAAUCCAGCGGCAGCGGAGGCGAAGUCGAGGAGGGAGGUGGACAUGUUCUUUCAGUAUCAGAGGAGCAUGAUCAGGCGCGGCAACAAGAUCGUCCGUGACGACAUGUACUGGGCGAAGGAGGAGCGCGCGGUGUUCAAAACGGCGCACGUCAAAGCGGGGAUCAACUUCGCCAAGUACGAAGACAUUCCGGUGGAGACCAUAGGGGGCACUGGCAACGAGCAGCCCAUGGAGUCGUUCCAGGACGCCUGCGAGAAGUUCGACAUCCCCGAGGGUCUCGCGGCCUCCAUAGAGAGGUGCGGCUAUGACGUGCCCACGCCCGUCCAGAAGUACGCCAUACCCGCGGACUGGAGCAGCCCAGGCGUGACCUCCGCCGCCUUCACGGCGUGCCGCUCCGCCUCGCGAUGGUGUCUCGCCUACCUCGGCCACGCCUGGAGCAUCUCCAGGCACAUCGCGACGAUCAGCGCUGGCACACUCUUCAGGGAGAUCACGGAAGAGGUUGUGGACAUCGGGAUCUUAAGGGCGGGCACGGUGGCGGAUGAGAGCGUCGCGUCGCCGGGUGUAUUCAUCGCAGGGCACGAGAAGUGUCUUCCACUGCUCUGCCGCCGCGCUGCCGUGUAUCCCCGCGCAUGCUCGCACGUGCUUGUCGUUGCGUUCUCCCAGCCAGAGCCGCCAAAGCAGCAGCAAACAUUCAACGUCUCGAGGCUCGAUCCUUUUUCUGAGGUCUGCAUGGGCACCGCCCUCGGGUGCGGCCCACGCGUGCGCCUGGUCUGGCCAGCGCAGGUGCCGAAGCCGGCGCUGGCUCUCGCUCGGCCACGCCCAGACUGGGCAAAGUACACGGCCCAGACUGCACGCGCAAUUCGCGCGUCAGUGCUCGAGACCGAGCCGUCCGGGAAGGCCAGCAUGCACUUCAUGCGUUUGUGGUCGGGCACGGCGCCGACGCGCGAGCUGUGCCAGCAGAUCGCCGACGAGGCGCGCAGGCUCGUCUUCAAGACCGAUGCGAAGGUGGUCGCCAUCUACGGGGGCGCGCCGGCGCAGCCACAGCUGAGGCAGCUGGCGGAGGGCCCCGAGAUCGUCAUAGCCACCCCUGGGCGCCUGGUCGAUUUCCUCAAGCGCGGGGUGAUAAGCGUGGAGAACGUGAAGUUCCUGGCGUUAGACGAAGCGGACCGCAUGCUGGACAUGGGUUUCGAGCCUCAGAUCCGCGAAAUCAUCGAGGACUUUGGCAUGCCCGAGCCCGGGGAGGGCGGGCGGCAGACGAUCAUGUUCUCCGCCACCUUCCCCGAGGACAUGCAGAACAUGGCCCUGGACUUCCUGGACCCCGUCUACAUGCAGAUCAACGUCGGCAGGGUCGGUGUCGCGGCGGCUGACGUGGAGCAGCGGUUCGAGGACAUCGGCUGGGGAGACAAGUUCGAGAAACUGAUCCCUACGCUGGAGUCGGUCACCGGGACAGACGGCGAGCCGAAGACCAUCGUGUUUGCGAACAUGAAGGCCACCGUCGACAACAUUGUGUAUCACAUCAACAGACAUUCCAACUUCCGCGCCAUCGGGAUCCAUGGCGACAAGCGGCAGGAGGACCGCAACAGGGCCAUCGACGAGAUCAAGAGAGGGCGGUCCCAGGUGUUGGUCGCCACAGAGGUCGCCGCGCGCGGCCUGGACCUCCUGCCGAGAAGCCCGCCCACCACCCCCCGCCUCGGGGCGCCGACGACCUCCUGUCCUCUCUCACUCCGUUCCCUCCUCGCCCGCUCUUUCUCCCCUGCUCCGUGCAGAAGUCUGAGGUCAGGCGGUGUCGGGAACUGUUGGCGCGGUGCCCUCGGUGGGCUCCCUGGUCAGAUGCGCCCGUCCUGA